Molecule: messenger RNA, 1154 nt
Organism: Neolamprologus brichardi
Lineage: Eukaryota; Metazoa; Chordata; Actinopteri; Cichliformes; Cichlidae
Source: RefSeq, a predicted model, not a curated record
CGAGAGCAAGACGAGCUACAAAGAGCACCUGGUGUGGAGAUGGAGAAAAUGUUCUUUUCAAAUGUGUCAAAAGUCGUUAACAGAACAUUUGUGGUUUUGAAACUUUAUACUUGGGUAUAACUUUAUACUUUAUAACAGGAAACUUUAUACUUGACAGAAAUAUUGUUUUAUUUAAAUGGAGGUUUUCCCACAUCGCCCUGUUAGAAGACAGCAUUUAAUUUGGGUAUAUUUCAACACGAAAUGAAAGUUUUUACUGUCAAUACUGCCUGUGGCCUCUGAUUUCUUGUUUUAGAGGAGAGCUUCAAUUUUGUGAUGGUGGACGAGGUGGGAGAGACUGUGGAGAAGGAGGCGGUAAUUACCAGGACAAGAGGUCGACCCAGGAAGAGAACCAGGCAGACCCCGGUGAGAAAAUCUGCUAGAGGGAAACCACAGAGCACAAAAGAUGAGACGGAAGAGGAGGAAACAACAGAACCACUGCCUCCAGCUUCUGUUAAUAACACUUUAUCACAGGACCGAGACUCAUCUGCGCCGCCAGGUGACGACCAGGCAGAGAGCCAGAGGACCGAAGAGGAACCAGAGACCCAGCCUAAUGCUGCACCUGCUGGACAGCAGCCAGAGUCUAAGUGUCCUGAUAAGGAGACAGAGGAGGGAGAGGAGAAGGAUGGAUGGAGCACGGUUGGCAUUAAAGUUGUGGGUAAACGCAGGAGGGAGCUUGUCGGACCUGAGGCAAAGCGAUCUCGCUCUCAGUCUCCGUGUGUUGUAGCAGACUUCAGACUGCCUCAAUUCAACCCCAAUAGCCCCCUCGGUCAGGAGUUUGUGAUCCCAAAAUCAGGAUUUUUCUGUAACAUCUGCUCUGUUUUCUACCUGAAUGAGAAGACCGCCAAGGAACUCCACUGCUGCAGCCAGAAACAUUACAACAACCUGCAGAAAUAUUAUGAGAAACGUCGACAAAGAGCUUCAAAAACGUCAUCUCAGAUGUCUCAAGGCUCCGUUUCUGACUGAUGGACCUGAUCUACUGAUUAUUUUAACACAUCACUGUGGAGAACAAGCCAAUGUUUUUGAUCCUACUAGUUCAGAAACUAAACUAAUCGCCAUGUGACACAUUCUGUUGUAAAUGAUAUGUCUUCAUUCAUGAAUUGUCUCGCAGCCUUUCA